Messenger RNA from Melampsora larici-populina 98AG31, 2616 nucleotides. RefSeq lists its product as uncharacterized. The record is from RefSeq and is a predicted model, not a curated record. NCBI's taxonomy places the organism in Eukaryota, Fungi, Basidiomycota, Pucciniomycetes, Pucciniales, Melampsoraceae. The transcript has 9 exons. Bases 1 to 2616 code for a protein of 871 amino acids.
AUGCCUCCGUUUGCGAAUGGAAUCUCAAUGUCGAUUGUCGAAUUGGGCGCCGGCUCAUUGAAAAAAACCACGCACCUCUUACGAAAUGUAGCGAAUCUACUGGGGUCUAUCUCCAAACAUGACCACGGUGCUUUCCUAUCACAGGCUGAAUAUUAUGCUCUUGACCUUGAAUAUAGCCAACUGGUUUCAACCCUCUCAGCUGUAGAGCUACAGGAAGACAGCGGAGCAGGGCCGCUGGUCGGGGAAGAGGUCCAGACAAGAGGGAUAUGUGGAACUUAUACCCAAGGUCUGGAAUGGAUCACUCAUUCACUGUCAACAUCUUCCUCUAGCAACUCCGACUCAGAAACGCGUUCAUCGCGGACCGACGAUUCACUGGGCGGGAGUCAAGGUGAUCGAAGAGCGAUUCUCUGGCUGGGAUCGUCAAUCGGGAACUACUCGCCGCAAGAAGCUCUCGAGUUUUUGAGAGAUGAACUCAGGCCGGCUUUACAUCAUCAGACUCGAAUCUUGAUUGGAAUCGAUAACUGUAAGAUUCCAGAGAAAGUUGCAAAAGCUUACAACGACUCAGAAGGGGUAACACAUCAGUUCAUCCUCAAUGGUAUUACCGUCCUUGCUCGAAUGCUGGGAAUCGACAAGAGCAUCUUGAAUUCAGAGCAAUUCGAAUACGUCUCACGGUAUAACGCGAGUAUGAGUCGAAAUGAGGCCUACCUUCGAGCUCGCGAAGCCAUAACGCUCACCAUCACAGCCCUAGUCACACAAGAUGAAGAUUCCAAGAAAGAUUCAGUGAUCCAAAUAAAAGCUGGAGAGCUCAUAUUGAUGGAAAAAUCGUACAAGUUCACCGACGAGGAGGUUCAUCAACUUUUCCACUCCGCUGGAUUACGAGUCAUCCAGACCUGGUCUGAUCAAUCUCAUUUACCCUUGGCUUCAAGACCUACUACCGGUCCAAUUCACUCACUUUACUUAGUUGAACGUGCUGGAUUCUCAUUUGACGACCUUGCUUUUUCAAAGGUUGAGGCUCUUGAAAAAGAGGCGAGGACGGAUAUGGCCAUCCGCAGAAUGAUGAUCGAACCUGGAUCGUCUACAUGUGAGACACUUUUCAGAGCUUUCAAUUCGAUGUCGGUGGACAACAUGCGAGGUCUGAAGUUUGGGGACCAGCUCCAAUGUCGUUUUAAGGCAAUGGACCGAACAGCUCUUGAACCUAGUUCUGUGUCAGAACAGCCGGAAUUCCCACGCCUGAUUGAUGCGAAAACGUAUGCUAGAGGAAAUGUGCCAUCCAUGAAGGAGUGGGAUGAAAUUUGGUCAGCUUGGGAUUUGGUCACGAUGGGUAUCACUCCUCAAGAUCUGUUAUACACCAAGCCGAUUGACUUGAGACAUAUCUGCUUAUUCUAUUUUGGACACAUACCCGUCUUUGCAGACAUCCAUCUCAGUCGAUAUUUCAGCGAACCGUACAGCGAGCCUAAAAGAUUCUCAGAAAUCUUCGAAAGAGGCAUUGAUCCCGACAUGGAUGAUCCCACCAUCUGCAACGAACAUUCCAAGGUACCAGAAUAUGAAGAUGAAUGGCCCAGCUUGUCAGAGAUCCUCGAUUUCAAGAACUCUGUACGAGCUAGAAUUUCAAAAGUGUACGAAUCUAUUGAGAACCAUUCGCUGGUUUUGAAGCGGUCCCUGGCAAGAGUUCUUUGGAUGAUAUACGAGCAUGAGGCCUUGCAUCUCGAAACAUUCUUAUAUAUGCUUGUUCAGCUGCCUUCCCUCAACAUGCUGCCGACCUUCAGUCCACCGGAUUGGAGUUCGCUUUCACGCCAAUGGGACUUGGAAGCUACCACUGAUUCAGGUACAGCAGAGUUGAUCGAAUACUCUGACACUACCACGUUGCUGGUGGGCCAUGAUGACCUAGAUCGGGAUGAUGAAAAACUAAAUUUCUGCGAGAAUCAUGAGUUCGGAUGGGAUAACGAACAUCCAGCUCGGACCGAGGUAGUCGGUCCUUUCAAAUUAUCCCCCACGCCUAUCUCCAACCUGGACUAUCUAGUCUACGCACUCGAGAAUUUGCCUCAUGGAUUGAGACUUGAUGUAACAGUUGUACCAGCAUCUUGGGAUUACACUUUCGACUCUGAUUCCGAGAGCCCGGAGCAUGAUAUCCGAAUUCGUACAAUCUAUGGCUUAGUGCCAUUCUCAGUCGGAAAACAUUGGCCAGUACAGGCAUCAGGACGUCAGUUAAAAGCCUACGCACAUCGGCGGGGUGGUCGGCUACCAGCUGCGAAUGAACUGAGAGUUUACCUCAGAGAUAAUCCUUCAGACGGGCCGCUGAGUCCGGUUGGCUUUCGACAUUGGCAUCCGAUCCCAGCACGAGCGGGUCAAAAAGAAGCAGAUGGGGUCUGGAGAGGCGGGAUGAACGGUGGUAUUUGGGAAUGGACGGAGACCGUCUUUGAUCGGCAUGUCAAUUUUCAAUCAAGCCUACUCUAUCCUGGUUACUCGAGUGACUUUUUCGAUGGAGCACAUUGGGUCCUUCUCGGUGGGAGUUGGGCAACUAUACCGAAGAUUGCUCAUAGGAGUAGCUUUGUAAAUUGGUUUCAAGCAAACUAUCCUUACGUGUUCGCGGGCGCUCGAGUGGCUUAUGAUUAUUGA